UGCUGGGCACGGGGCUGCAUGCUGGGCUCGGUAGUGGGCCAAGCGACCUAAACCAAAAAGCUUCCUGUGGUCCCCUAGACGUCGAGCUCACGCGACUGCAGCCGCGCCGUCCUGAGAAUAACGCACACAGAUUUAUCAGGGUAGCGCCGGCGGGGAAGAAAACGGAGGCGACGAACUCUCGCGAGAGCAGAAUCUGACCGUCCCGCCCCUCCCCUCCGGGACUCGGAGCUGAAGCGCGUGCGCGAGUAGGCGGCUGUGUCACGUGACCUGGGAACGGCGCCUGGUUGGCCGCUGGCGGGUUACCGGGACAACGGAGCUUGCGGCGCCGGGGCGGGUCAGCCCCAGGAGGUCUCGCGGGCUAAGCUGACCGGGUUUGCAGCAGCGACGGUCACGCACUCGCUCCCGGGCGGCGACCGAGUCCACAAGCAGCAGAUGGGAGCCCAGGGCGCCGAAGAUGCAGGCGGUCCGGGCCGAGACGGCGGCGCGGGAGCUCUUCCGGGACGCCGCAUUCCCCGCCUCGGACUCCUCGCUCUUUUUCAACUUGUCCACGCCCCUGGCCCAGUUUCGGGAGGACAUCACUUGGAGACGGCCCCAGGUGCAGCCGGGUCUCUCGCCUGGGCGGGUGUUGCGGAUGAGUUUCCCACAGACGUGGGCUCUGGGGUUAGCGGGACCCGCCGCCCACUCCGGUAGUUCCUCACGCCCAUUCAGAAAGGAAAUUUGUGCCACACCUCAGCUGUUUCCAGAUAACCCAUGGGAAGGACAGGUGAAGCAAGGGCUGCUGGGGGAUUGCUGGUUCCUGUGUGCCUGCGCUGCCCUGCAGAAGAGUCAGCACCUCCUGGACCAGGUCUUCCCUCCAGGACAGCCAAGCUGGUCUGACCAGAAGUACCAAGGUUUCUUCACCUGUCGAAUUUGGCAGUUUGGACACUGGGAGGAGGUGACCAUAGAUGACCGUCUGCCUUGCCUUGCUGGGAGACUCUGCUUCUCCCGGUGCCAGAGAGAGGAUGUGUUCUGGCUUCCCUUACUGGAAAAGGCCUAUGCUAAGGUCCAUGGAUCCUAUGAGAACCUGUGGGCGGGGCAGGUGGCAGAUGCCCUGGUGGAUCUCACUGGAAGCCUGGCAGAAAGGUGGAGCCUGAAAGACAUAGUGGGAGCCAGUGGCCAGCAGGACAGACCCAGUGGCGGGGAGCAAAGGACUUGUCGGCAGCUACUCCGCCUGAAGGACCAGUGUGUGAUCAGCUGCUCUGUGCUCAGCCCCAGAGCAGGUGCCAGGGAGCUCGGGGAGUUCCAUGCCUUCAUCGUCUCAGAUCUUCGGGAGCUGUGGAGUCGGACUGGCCGGGGCAUCCUCCUGCUGCGCAUUCACAACCCUUGGGGCCGACGUUGUUGGCAGGGCCUCUGGAGAGAGGGGGGUGAAGGGUGGAACCAGGUAGAGCCAGCUGAGGAGUCUGAGCUGCUGGCACAACUCCAGGAAGGCGAGUUCUGGGUGGAGGAAGAGGAGUUCCUCAGGGAAUUUGACGAGGUCACCAUUGGCUACCCAGUCACAGAGGCUGGCCACCUACAGAGUCUCUACACAGAGAAGGUGCUGUGUCACACACGGGCACUGCCUGGCGCCUGGGUCAUAGGGCAGUCGGCUGGAGGCUGCCGGAACAACAGCUGCUUUCCCUGCAACCCCAAGUUCUGGUUACGGCUCUUGGAACCCAGUGAGGUGUGUGUGGCUGUCCUUCAGAGACCCCGGAGGUGCUUAGUGGGCCAGACCCGAGCACUGGUGGGUGCCAGUCCUGCACCGGCGAAUCUCCCAGGCAAGGACUACCAGGCUGUGGGCCUGCACAUCUGGAAGGUAGAGAAGCGGAAGGUCAGCCUGCCCAGAGUCCUGUCCUCACCACCUGUGGCUGGCACUGCAUGCCAUGCGUAUGACCGCGAGGUCCACUUGCGCUGUGAGCUCUCCCCGGGCUACUACCUGGCCGUCCCUAGCACCUUCUUGAAGGAUGUGCCAGGGCAGUUCUUACUCCGGGCCUUCUCCACAGGGAAGAUCUCCCUCAGCGCCGUCAGGCCAGCCACCAAGGGUACAAAGUCACCUGGAGCAGCCCUGCCCGCAGGCGAGUGGGAGACCGUGCAGCUGCGGGGCUGCUGGAAGGCUGGCCAGACAGCCGGGGGCAGCAGGAACUUUGCCUCUUACCCCUGCAACCCCUGUCUCCCCUUCUCCGUUCCUGAGGGUGCUGGUCCCCGCUACAUCCGCGUCACCCUGCACCAGCACUGCCGCCUCGGUGACGGCCAGCUCCACCCCAUUGGUUUCCAUAUCUUUCAGGUUCCGGCAGAUGGUGAGGACCAGAAUGCAUGUUCCCUGCUGCUCCAGGAACCACUGCUAAGCUGCGUACCACAUCGCUAUGCUCAGGAAGUGAGCCGCCUCUGCCUCCUGUCAGUGGGGACCUACAGGGUUGUGCCCUCCACCUACCUGCCAGAUACAGAGGGCACUUUCACGGUGACCAUAGCAACCAGAAUAGACAGGCAGUCCAUUCACAGCCAGGAGAUGCUGGGCCAGCUACUCCAAGAGGUCUCCUUCAUGGCCGUGAUGAAAGCCUGACUGAGCAGCUGUGGGCUUUCGUGGCCAGGGGCAGCCCCCACUUCCUGCGCUCAGCAUCUGGGCACAUCUCCAGCCGGGCGCUACCCUGGGCUUCUCCGCAGCUCUGAGGGCUGCCUGUGGAUCCUCAGCUGAAAGUAGGGUGCUUUGUCCUGGACAUCUUGGGGUCCAGUGGGUGCUGCAGGGUGGGGCUAGACUCCCAAAUGACAUCUUCAUUCCUCAGUGAAGACCAGGAGACCUGGAGGCCAGGCCUGUUGUGGAAGGCUGUGCAGCAUCCUCAUACCCUUCUUGACUUCGGAAGCCUUACACCAGGCAGGCAGAUUGCGACAAGUGUUGAAAACUAUUUAUUACUUGAAAUAUUUUUAGGAUAUGACUUUGUAAAUAAAUCUGAGUAAUUUA
This is a messenger RNA of Peromyscus maniculatus bairdii (prairie deer mouse), 2971 nucleotides long. Lineage: Eukaryota; Metazoa; Chordata; Mammalia; Rodentia; Cricetidae. The record is from RefSeq and is a predicted model, not a curated record.